Rangifer tarandus platyrhynchus (Svalbard reindeer) is the source of this 252-nucleotide messenger RNA. The record is from the annotation of a GenBank genome assembly. Lineage: Eukaryota; Metazoa; Chordata; Mammalia; Artiodactyla; Cervidae.
AUGCGGAGACCACGGGUCACAUCCUGCUCCGGCCUCACCCACCUGUCCCAUGACACCUGCAGCCGCCACUUUGCAUCUGCCACAUCCCAGUGGCACCGAGGAGCCAAAGGUCUGGCAAGUUUCUUACUUGAAGGUACUUCUAAGCUGCUUCUUAUUAAAGUCAUUCAUCAAGGAGCCACUGUGCCCUUUCUGGAGGCGCUGCUCCCAGGACCAACUCGAGGCUCGCUGCCUCCCAAAACCCGCGCUGCUUAA